Molecule: messenger RNA, 321 nt
Organism: Macrobrachium nipponense
Lineage: Eukaryota; Metazoa; Arthropoda; Malacostraca; Decapoda; Palaemonidae
Exons: 1
Coding region: 1-321 (106 amino acids)
Biological process (GO): DNA integration
Molecular function (GO): nucleic acid binding
Source: RefSeq, a predicted model, not a curated record
AUGGCCACAUUGGUAAUAGAUGAACUGGCAAGAGCAGUGGAGAUCUUUCCACUUAAGAACAAAACAAGCCAUGAAGUGGCUAUGGCAUUUUUCAAUGGAGUCACCUGCAGAUAUGGCUCACCCGAAGUUUUGUUGACUGAUAUUGGUAGAGAAUGUGUAAACAUGACCUUACAGUGUCUGGCAGAAGUUAUGGGGUCACAGAAAAUAACAAUUAUUCCAUACAGACCUGAAGCAAAUGGGUUAUGUGAACGAGCAAACAAGAAUGUGCUCGAAGCUCUCAGGAAGACCACAGGAGGAAAUUACAGGAACUGGGAUAGAUAG